AUGGCAGCAAAAGGUUCAUUUUCAUCUUCUUCGGGUGUGCACAAUCGAGGAAGGAAUAGGGAUGAGUUUGAUUGUGUGAGCUGCGAUUGUGGAUUGCAAUCAGUCGUGAGGACUUCAUGGACCAAGCGGAAUCCUGGGAGAAGGUUCAGAACUUGCACCAGAUCUGAUGGGGGUUGUGAUUUCUUUCGGUGGGUCGAUUCAGAGUCUUCAUCAUCUCGAAGAGGUAUGGUUCCAGGAUGGGUGAGAAGCUUCGGGGCAGAGGAUGGAAUACAUGUUAAAAAUGAUGUUGCUUGUAAUGUUUGUGCUCACUUCUUUAUAUUUGGUGCACUAGAUAAAAACUCAAGUGUUAUUUAUUUUACAAAUUGGUUUUCUUAUUUCUCAAUGGAAUUGACAGAGAAAAGAAGUGCAUCAAUAUUAUUUCUUAAUGAUGUUCAACAACCUCCUGUAAUGUUAAACACAGAUUUUUUGCAAGAAAGAUAA
Molecule: messenger RNA, 480 nt
Organism: Humulus lupulus (European hop)
Lineage: Eukaryota; Viridiplantae; Streptophyta; Magnoliopsida; Rosales; Cannabaceae
Exons: 3
Coding region: 1-480 (159 amino acids)
Molecular function (GO): zinc ion binding
Source: RefSeq, a predicted model, not a curated record